Salvelinus sp. IW2-2015 is the source of this 886-nucleotide messenger RNA. NCBI's taxonomy places the organism in Eukaryota, Metazoa, Chordata, Actinopteri, Salmoniformes, Salmonidae. The record is from RefSeq and is a predicted model, not a curated record.
GUCAACAUUUGUCCAGAAAGAGGCAGCACAGAGAAAGUGAAGGUCGGACACAAGACAGAGGGAAGGAUAAAUCGAGGGAGGAGUGGGUCAUUUUUUCCCUUGUCGGUGGACAUCGGUUCUGGUAUUACACUAGACAUAAUCAUUUAGCAGGGAUCCAGGCAAAACCAAUCAGAUUACACUAGCAUCGUGAUAUCAACCUUGUGGGACAGACACAGCAGAAGGAAGAAGCAGAGAGUGGUGUUGGGAGUGUUUUGGGGACAGUGCUACGAUGACUGGGGUGUGGCAAUGUGUUACCAUGCUAAUGGUGGUGUGUGUGUGUCUAUGGGGGUCGGCGGAGGCGAUUGGGGGAGCAAAGAGCCGACCACGACCCCAGAGGAGACCCAUCAAGAAGCCCAAGGUGAACCCCAUUGACGACACCCCCCCAGCUCAGAACAUUGACAUACAACAGCUCUCUCUGUUAGCACUACCACACGCCUUAACCACCAGUGUUGGGAGAUCCUGCAGGCGUACACCAUCACCCCCACCCCAGGACGCCUUGUACUCAAUGGUAGUAGACCGUUGCUGAACACUGAUAUAGUGAUUGGAGAGUCAGACUAUAGCUCCUACGCUGUGUUUUACUACCAGAAACAGGGACAGCUCACCAUGAAGCUCUACGGCAGAUCCAAGGAUACCCUUUCAGAAGCCAUCUUGGAUAAGUUUGAGGACCUGGCUGAGAAAAAGGGGCUGGGAUUGGCCUAUGUGUUUGCCUUCCCCAACUACAGUCACUGCGAGUCUGUGGACAAGGACCAUGUGAUCAACUGCGUGCCAACAUGUUGAGGAAGAUUCCAAGAGCCUGUAUUCUGACUGCUCAGCAAUACAUUGCAUAUUAAAAUGAUUGAAUUGCUUA